Cooperia oncophora is the source of this 957-nucleotide messenger RNA. The record is from the annotation of a GenBank genome assembly. Lineage: Eukaryota; Metazoa; Nematoda; Chromadorea; Rhabditida; Trichostrongylidae.
CUGAGGUCCAAUAAUAUACAAUAUUAUUGGACCUCAGCUAGAAAUGUCAGUCAGGAGUAUGUCACAUCACAAUAUGGCACGGCUGUAGUGUUCAACCCAGAAUGCUGGCCAACAGUCGCAAUAGUAGUCAUUAUAUUGCGUCUACUGUUCAAAAAGAAUCCGAGACCCAAACAACAGCGGAAUAUAAAUUUAGUCGAGCUAUUAGCUGUGGCACUAAUUUUGAUGCCACUACUCUCAGUUCAGGGAUGUCAAGAAGUGGACAUCUUCUCCCACCAUAUGACAGAGUGUUCUGCAGAGAAGAAAAUUUGUAAAGUUCGCGUUUCUGAAGUGCUGAAAAUCAACCCCUUUAAAAAAGAAGCGUGCUUUAAGUUGCGAAGCAACUCUACUGUGGUGCACGAAAUUCGCGUCUCAUGGGACUCACUCAUACUCUCAUGUGAGCCAGAAACUGUUCUUUUCACCCGCGACACGACCUAUAACGUCAUCGAUAGUAAACGAUGCCCGCGAAAGGGUUCGUGCGUAGGCGAAAAAUGCGCAACGAUAAAAAGGUCAUCUGUGAUACCCGAGCUGAGUGAAGGAAACAAGUACCCCGGCGUAACGUCAUGCACUGAGUCAUGCGGAGGGCCCGGUUGUGAUUGCUUUUGGUGGGGCUCGGGAUGCUUGUUCUACCGAAUAUAUCUUAAGCCAAGAACACGUCAAAUAUUCGAAAUUUUCAAGUGCGCAAGAUGGACGGAGGCAGCAAAAGUGAAAUUCACUUUAAACACGCUUAACGGAUAUCUCCAUCAAAUGGUUAUCAUAUACAUUAGCAUUGAGUUCAAUAACGGUUCCACCCAUUCCAUCUCUCAACGUGCCUUUCAUCACGGACGGAGUCGAUACCUCCUUGUGGGAUACACACCUUUUACCCCCCACUGCAAUGUCCUACCGCUGAAGCAGCGCGAACUCUCCAGUGCGAAGUGGUAG